AUGCCACCAGGAAGCGUGGAGUCCCACGAGCAACUCAUACAGAAAUUCUCUUUCCAUUUCGCCAGUAAAAGGAAGCAGAAACGAUCAGCGACACAUCUGUUCACCAUAAGACAGCGGAACGACGAGGCUUUAAAGAACUUCAUGGGACGUUUCAAUAACGAAACGCUGGAGGUACCAGGCUUACGGAUAGAUAUGAUGAUCAGCAUACUAAUCCACGGUUUGAAGAAGGGAGUGUUUGCUUCCGCAUUAGCUCGCGAUCCCCCAUCUGACGUGGAGCAACUUAUGAAUCUGGCGCAGAAGUACAUAGACGAAGAAGAAAUGAAUGCCAUGAAGGAUGGCGAAUGGAGGGUCGAAUAUGGAAGAGAUCGGGGAUACGACGUUAAGAAUGAUAAGCGAUCAAGACAUAAUCGAAACAAAGUACCUCACUAUUCACAGAAGUACAAUAAAUACACCCCACUCAACACCACGAGGGCAAGAGCAUUGCUCAUGGUAGAAAGGAAGGAUGUACGCAGAUGGCCAAAACCCACGAGGGCUACCCCUGCCAAGAAACAUUCGAGCAAAUACUGUAGAUUCCACCGUGAAAGAGGGCAUGACACUGAGGAAUGCUACCAGCUCAAGGAUGAGAUUGAGCGGUUAGUCCGUCAAGGAUAUUUCAAGGAUUUAGUAUCAAAAGAUUACCCAGGCAGAGGCCGACACAGUAGAUCCCGAAGCCCAUUGAGGCGAGAAGGAGGGGUCGUUGCGGGGCAAACUACCCGGGAGAACGCGCCUGUGAAAGGCAUCAUACACAUGAUAGCGGGAGGAUCCGAGGUGGGGUACUCGAGUAGAGCAAGGAAGAAAGCAGAACGGAGGACGAGCACCCUGGCGAGCAGACAGGUAAUGAAUAUAUCCCCUGAAUUAGAAAUUAGCUUUGGUGCGCAGGAUAUAAAGGGAAAGAUCGGUAACGGCAAUGACCCCAUGGUGAUUAAGAUGGACAUAGCCAAUUUCACUGUCCAUAAGGUUGGAUGCUAUGAGUUCGCCAUUGGUAGGCUUCGGAGGCAGCGAAGUGGACUCGUUGGGGACAAUUGA
Sesamum indicum (sesame) is the source of this 1065-nucleotide messenger RNA. RefSeq lists its product as uncharacterized. NCBI's taxonomy places the organism in Eukaryota, Viridiplantae, Streptophyta, Magnoliopsida, Lamiales, Pedaliaceae. The record is from RefSeq and is a predicted model, not a curated record.